CACAAAAAAUGAAUGAUCCUAGAUCAAAAAUGAUGAUUUCUCCUGGAUUAUUACCAAAUGAAUCAUUACUAGAUUCAUUGGUUUUAAUAACCAAUGAAGUUAGUUCAAUUGAAAAAUUUCCAUUAGUACAAAUUAAAAAUGUAUCAUCUAUGAUAAGAAGGAUUAAGCUUCUUUCAUCUUUGUUUGAAGAGAUUCAAGAAUCAGAUACACCACUUCCACCUUCAUCAAUUCUUUGUUUUACAGAAAUAUUUUCUGUGAUUACAAGAGUGCAGAUUUUGAUUCAAGAGUUGAAAGAUGGAAGUUCUCUUUGGAGUUUAUUACAAUUAGAGUUCAUUUCUAAUCAAUUUUUUGUGCUUGUAAAAGAAUUUGGAAGAGCUUUUGAUAUUCUUCCUUUGAAUUUGCUUAAUAUAACUUAUGAUAUUAAGGAGCAAAUUGAGCUUGUGCAUAAACAAGCUAAGAGAGUUGAAUUGUUCAUUGAUCCUAGGGAAGUUCAAAGAAGAGAAAAGCUUUUAGAAGUAAUGUCGAAAAAUUGUUUGAAAAAUAAUAAGAACAAUAAAGGGUUUAUUGAUUUUUUGAAAGUUGAAGAAAUUAUGAGUAGCAUUGGUUUGAUAACUUUAUCGGAUUAUGUCGAAGAAAUAUCGAAGUUAGAAGUUGAAGCUCAGAAUCAAGCAGGCACAGGUGGACUUAUUGUCGUCUCAAAUAUAAACAAUCUCAUUUUGCUCGUUUCGUAUACCAAAUCAAUGGUAUUCCGAAACGGAGAAAAAAGUGAUGGCGAAUAUUCGGAUGAGAGUAAGUCAUCAUUAUCUAUGAUUUUAUACAACAAAAGUAAAAUAUAUGAUAAUGAUAGUUCUUCUUCAUCUUCUUUUUCUCAAUCCAUGAUGUCGUCGACAAUUAAUAUUCCAGACGAAUUCCGUUGUCCGAUUUCGCUAGACCUAAUGAGGGAUCCUGUGAUUGUUUCAUCAGGACAUACUUAUGACCGAAUUUCGAUUGCAGAAUGGAUAAAUUCUGGUCACCAUACUUGUCCUAAAAGUGGCCAAAGACUAAUUCAUACUGCAUUGAUACCAAACUAUGCAUUGAAGAGCCUUGUUCAUCAAUGGUGCUACGAAAACAACGUCUCGGUGAACGAACCAAAGGGAAACAACAACAGUGGCAGUAGCAGCAAAAGGCACAAGAAUGAGAAUGCAAUUGAUCAUAUCUCAGCAAACAAAGCAUCAAAAGAUGCUGUCAAAAUGACAGCAGAGUUUCUUGUUGGAAAAUUAGCAACCGGUUCAACCGAUAUCCAAAGACAAUCCGCAUACGAGAUUCGUCUGCUCGCGAAAACCGGUAUGGCCAACCGACAAAUCAUAGCCGAGGUAGGCGCUAUUCCGUUUCUAGUAACACUUUUAGUAUCCAAAGAUUCAAGAAUCCAAGAACACGUCGUAACCGCCUUGUUCAACCUAUCGAUCUACGACAACAAUAAGAUUCUAAUCAUGGCCGCCGGAGCGGUCGACAACAUAGUCGAAGUACUCGAAUCGGGAAAAACAAUGGAAGCAAGAGAAAAUGCUGCAGCAGCAAUAUAUAGCUUAUCAAUGUUAGAUGAUUGUAAAGUGCAAAUUGGAACAAGUUCAAAAGCAAUACCUGCAUUAGUGUUACUUUUAAAAGAAGGUACACCAAUUGGUAAAAGAGAUGCUGCUAUUGCAUUGUUUAAUCUUGCAGUUUAUAAUCCUAAUAAGUUAAGUAUUGUUAAAAGUGGAGCAGUUACUUUACUUGUUGAGUUGUUGAUGGAUGAUAAAGCCGGUAUAACCGACGAUUCAUUGGCGGUGUUGGCCGUGUUAUUAGGUUGUUCACAAGGGUUAGAAGAGAUAAAAAAUUGUAAAAGUUUGGUGCCUAUUCUUAUUGAUCUUUUGAGAUUUGGUUCGGUUAAAGGGAAGGAAAAUUCGAUAACCGUUUUACUCGGAUUGUGUAAAGAAGAAGGAGAAUUGGUUGCAAGGAAAUUGUUGGCAAAUCCAAGGAGUAUUCCAUCUCUUCAAAGUUUGGCUGCUGAUGGUUCUUUGAGAGCUAGAAGAAAAGCUGAUGCAUUGCUUAGGUUGCUUAAUAGAGAUUGUAUGGAGCUGGAGGUCGUAGGAUUAUUGUGGCAGGUCUUCCUCCAAUUGGUUGUGUUCCAAUACUAGUGACAUUAGAUAGC
Messenger RNA from Trifolium pratense (red clover), 2164 nucleotides. Its product is annotated as U-box domain-containing protein 1. The coding region runs from base 9 to 2150 and encodes 713 amino acids. Gene Ontology annotation, molecular function: ubiquitin-protein transferase activity; protein binding. The record is from RefSeq and is a predicted model, not a curated record. The transcript has 2 exons. Gene Ontology annotation, biological process: protein ubiquitination. NCBI's taxonomy places the organism in Eukaryota, Viridiplantae, Streptophyta, Magnoliopsida, Fabales, Fabaceae. Gene Ontology annotation, cellular component: cytoplasm; nucleus.